Molecule: messenger RNA, 1976 nt
Organism: Dalotia coriaria
Lineage: Eukaryota; Metazoa; Arthropoda; Insecta; Coleoptera; Staphylinidae
Product: connectin-like
Exons: 3
Coding region: 695-1732 (345 amino acids)
Molecular function (GO): protein binding
Source: RefSeq, a predicted model, not a curated record
UUCAUUACAAAACCAACACCAACAGUUGGAUGUGCUGCGGUGGGUACGUCCACGGCUAGCACAGUUCGCAUUUACAUCCUCGCAGCAUCGCUGUCCGCGCGCGUUUACCAAAUACUUUCGUUCGUGAGCCAUUCGUUUUGGUUGCAGGUCGCACACACCGGUAAUUAAUUACUCUCACUGCACGCGCGUGAAUAGAUUUAUUAAUUAGCAUAGGUUUAGUCAAAUUUGUGUGACAAAUAUCUCUUAAAACCGUUGAAAACUCUUCAAUUUACAUCUUAUUACAUUUAAAACUGGAUUUUUCAAUCAUGAAACUACUUACCGUACUUAUCCUAGCAGUGUGCAUCUCGAAAGCACCUGCGAAACAAGAAGCAGACAACAGUAACAUUAUCCCAAGUACCGAUAUCUGCCAAACUAAAGAGACUGACGAACAAAUUCACUGUUUCUGUGAUCAAGGAGGUGAUCCCAAAGUGGUCAAGAUAGAAUGUUGGAUUGUCGGUGGUAAUCUAACACAAGACUACAACUACUGGAAGUUACUCCACAACCAGCCACAUGUGAAAUCGUUGCGAAUGAUGGUGAAACCACGCGGUAACCUGACAUUCCUUCCGCAACGUGUGUUGACCCACCUGGGGAGUUACAGAAGUUCGAAAUAAGCCACGCCACGAUUGAUGACAUACCCUCGCAUACUUUCGCGAACAUGUCAGCACUGACACUUGUCAAGCUGGACCGCAAUCAAAUUGCUUCCAUCGCGGCGAAUGCCUUUGCCCACUUGCCCAACCUUACCGAGGUGAAUCUCGAUGAGAAUCGAGUGCGUGAGUUGCGUAGGGGCGUGUUCGUCGACGUGCCGGCAUUGCACACGUUGUUCAUCACAAGGAACAAUAUGAGUAUUAUUCAUGACGGUGCUUUUGAGCACUUGCACAACUUGGCGGAGUUGGAACUCUCUGGGAAUGACAUUUCGGUGCUCACCAAGGACACUUUCCUAGGUUUAGCAAAUCUGCGAAAACUGGAUUUAGGUUUUAACAGUGUAUCAAUGCUAGGAGAUUAUACUUUUUCUGAGACACCAAUGUUAGAAGAUCUUUUGUUAGAAUCUAAUAAUAUACAACUUAUUACCGAGAAAGCUUUCACGGGACUUGGAAAUUUACGAAAACUGAUAUUGUCGCACAAUAAAAUUACCAGUCUACCAUCAAGGGUUUUUGAAGGUGUGCCAAAUUUGUUCUAUCUGGAUCUAAAGACCAACUUUUUGGACACUUUAACAUACGAAACAAUGCGUCCCAUUCUGCAUAAUUUGAUCAACACGACAAGCUAUUUUCUAGUCGAUGUUAAUCAAUUCACGUGUGACUGCCGCCUGGCGUGGAUACAUCGUCUUCAUAAUCAAACUGAGAGUAAUUCAAUACGAGGGGAACUCGAAUCCAUGCUGUGCCGUUUUGCCCGAAACGAAACGGAGCAGGAGGACUCUGUCAAAGUAACCACGAUGUUACCAUCAGCAAAAGGCAGUGAUUCCGAUGAUGUAGAAUACGAAUACGAGUACUACGACGAGCUGCAAGGACCGUCCGAUACCAGCCGACUUCUGCAAAUACCGCUCAACGAACUGCCUUGUACGCAGGACGAGCUCGCCUCGGAAGAAUUGCGUCAGAUUAUGAACGUGCCAAAGGAUAGUGUUAAUUCAAUAGGGAUUCCUCGACCAGAUUUGUAUCUCAUCGCAGUGAUCGCGUGUGCGGUUUGUAAUUGGAUUUAAAAAGUGUCAUGAAUUGCAGAUGACCUUGUACAGAUAAUAUAAAUUUCCCAGACCCAGAAGCUAGAAUAUUGUAUGUAUGCACCAACAUGACCUAGGACGUUAAUUAAUCAAUAAAUGGCAGUGGGUUUUUGUACUUUAUUCUAAACCAAACGCGACGCUUAUAACCACGUACUAGCAGUAUUUUUUUUGUAAAUUACUUGUUUCAUCUUACCGAAUAAAGCAAAAAAGUCAUCUGGUUGUUUAA